AUGUUGCAGCCUGAGAUUCAAACAUUACCUACCCUCCAUCAGCUUCCGAAAUUUAUACUUGAAUUGCCAAUAACUAAGUUACAAAUUCCGUGCAAUUUUUAUGAAGACAUUCUUCAUUUCAAAGAUUUGUCACGAAUGACAGAAAAAGUUCUAUUAGAUCAAUAUUUUGUUCCAGCUGGUUUAGAAGCAUUGAAUUCAUAUGUUUAUAAUGCCACAGUGUCCAAAUGGAUUGAUCAUAAUAUAAAGCAACGGUCAUUUGUAAAAGGUAAUACAGAAGAUUACUACCACGUAGGCCUUGAUAUUUGUAUUAAAUACACAAUUGAAACUCUCACUGAUGGAGAAGAAAAAGGAGCUGAUAGUGGAGGAGAUCCAUCACAAGAAUUAACAGAAAAAAUAAUUUGGGAUUAUGGUGAUGCUGUACCAUAUUUGUUAGCAUAUUAUUCAAUUGAAAGUAAUGUGGUUUUUUGUGCAAUAUACAAGGAAAACAAGAAAAUUCGUACACUUGAUAUUGUACUCAAUAAUGUGCCUAAUAUUGAAAAGAUCUACAAAAGCUCAAAUGAUGCAUGCUAUUUUCAACCACAAGGAGAUGUAUUAUAUCCAAAAGAUUUAAAGGAAAUGUUAUUUGUAGUAUGUUGUGUUCUAGAAGCACUAUUGGUGAUGCAUAAUAUUCCAAUAAUGCAUCGUGAUAUACGUUGGCAAAACAUUGUGAAGUAUCGUGAUAAUGAUAAAUGGUUUCUCAUUGAUUUUGAAUUUGCUUGUUACUCGCCUCAAUAUUUGAAGGAAGAAGGAUUAGAGAAAAAUAAUCAUGCACCAGAAAUUAGGGAAGGAUAUCAUGAUAUAUUAACAGAUAUCUGGAGUGUUGGAUUUCUCAUUAUUGAUUAUUCAUUCAAGUUACCAAGUGAAAUUACAGAUUUUGGUAAAAAGUUAAUGAAAUCAAAUCCACCAAAGACUAUUGAUGUAUUGACAGAUGCUAAAGAAUUAUAUAAAAAGUUUUUAGCAUUUUUGGAAUAA
Funneliformis geosporum is the source of this 1011-nucleotide messenger RNA. NCBI's taxonomy places the organism in Eukaryota, Fungi, Glomeromycota, Glomeromycetes, Glomerales, Glomeraceae. The record is from the annotation of a GenBank genome assembly.